GCUGAUUAAAAUAACCAACUCAUAAUUAAGCUUAGAUUAUUUGAAGCAGCUGUGUUGCGUUAGAGAGCAAAAACCAAAACGUGCACCCAGGACCAGAGUUUGGGCAACCCCCAGACCCCUGACGAGGUGAACCAUCCGUCAUGCAAAGAGGUCUGGUGGAGAUGACGUAGAUCCCCCACACAGUCGGCUGACUAUCCGCGGUAGAUGGCUGUCAGUUGGGGCUAGCCAGCUAACACACCGUUGACAACGAUAACAUUCAGACUAUAUUCACAAGACAGAAAUAUCAAUACCAAAAUGGAUCAACAGUUUGAGGAAAUAGAUUCGUCUGGGCAGUGGCAAAACCUUUAUAAUGAAAUCCGAAACCAAGCCAGCGACUAUUCAUAUAAGGUGGCAAAACUUCCAGAGAAUCAGAAUCGAAACCGAUAUAGAGAUGUCAGUCCCUAUGAUCACAGUCGUGUUAAACUUCAAAACUCUGAAAACGACUACAUCAAUGCAAGUCUAGUCAUGGUGGAGGAAGCCCAAAGAACCUAUAUUCUGUCUCAGGGCCCCUUGAAGAACACCUGCGGUCACUUCUGGUUGAUGGUCUGGGAGCAGAACUCCAAAGCUGUUAUCAUGCUGAACAGAAUCAUAGAGAAGGGGUCUGAGAAGUGUGCUCAGUACUGGCCUACAGCUGAGGAACGGCAGCUGUCCUACACGGACACAGGGUUUGUCGUGACGCUAGUGAAGGAAGAGGACAAGUCCAACUACAUCGUACGAGUGUUGGAGCUGAGGAACACAGAGACAGGAGGAACCACAGAGAUAUACCACUUUCACUACACCACCUGGCCUGACUUUGGCGUCCCGGAAUCCCCGGCCUCUUUCCUCAACUUCCUGGUCAAGGUGCGGGAGUCUGGCUCAUUGGGGCCGGAGCACGGGCCCUCCGUGGUCCACUGCAGCGCUGGGAUUGGACGCUCGGGGACCUUCUCGUUGGUCGACACGUGUCUCAUCCUGAUGGACAAGAGGAAGGACUCGUCGUCAGUGGACAUUCUGAGAGUUCUGCUGGACAUGAGGGAGUACCGGAUGGGUCUGAUCCAGACUCCUGACCAGCUACGCUUCUCCUACAGGGCUGUCCUGGAGGGAGCCAAGUGCAUCAUGGGAGACUGCUCUGUACAGAGCCAGAAGAGAGAGCUGUCCAGAGAGGACAGAGCGACAGUAUGUGAUUCACCGCCUGCCCCCCCUCCCAGGUGGCUCUCUGACACCCCCGCCCCCCCUCUACCCCCACCACGGCCUUUAGACGCCCCCGCCCCCCCUCUACCCCCACCACAACCUUUAGACACCCCCGCCCCCCCUCUACCCCCACCACGACCUUUAGACACCCCCACCCCACCACAGCCGUUAGACACCCCCGCCCCCCCUCUACCCCCACCACGGCCUUUAGACACCCCCGCCCCCCCUCUACCCCCACCACGACCAUUAGACACCCCUGCCCCCCCGUCCCCCAGUCGGCCCUCAGAAAAGCCCAACGGCCAGCCACUGCCCUGUGUGGAGCCUGAGCCUGUGGCGUUGUCCAGAGAGGACCGGACAUCAGGAGACGGGACAGAUCCAGACAGCUCAGAGAAGGACCUGGCGGAGGUGCCAAGUCUGAGGAAGAGACACAGGGAGGAGCGUAUCGCCUGCACGGCCCAGAAGCUUCACCUGAUGAAACAGAGACUGACGAACACAGAGAGGCAGAGAGAACGCUGGCUGUACUGGAGGCCUGUCCUGCUCAACAUGGGGGCUGGAGCUGCCGUGGCCCUGGGGCUAGUGGUGGUUUGGCUCUUCUCCCAGUGAUUUCCCUCCCUUUGUCAGAGCUGCCGUGGCCCUGGGGCUAGUGGUGGUUUGGCUCUUCUCCCAGUGAUUUCCCUCCCUCUGUCAGAGCUGCCGUGGCCCUGGGGCUCGUGGUGGUUUGGCUCUUCUCCCAGUGAUUUCCCUCCCUUUGUCAGAGCUGCCGUGGCCCUGGGGUUAGUGGUGGUUUGGCUCUUCUCCCAGUGAUACCCCCUCCCUGGGACACGGUGCCCUCUCUCUCUCUCUCUCUGUAAGAUACAUUCUCAUGGUCUGUUUGUGCAUAACAGGGGUAUUUAUUUCUACAGGUCAAAACCAAGAUUGGGGUCAAUUCCAUUUUUGAUUCCUGUCAAUUCAGGAAGUACACUGAAAUUCCACAUUUCAAUUCUCUUUAAGCUUUUUUUUUUUUUUUAAUGAUUUAACAUUUAGAAUUUAGUUUUACUUUCUGAACUGAAAUGGUGUUGAACUGAACCCUGGUGGAAAGGUCAGAGCACUAGAUCAAACCGCCCCGGUGUAUAUUCUGGUUCCUGUUUAAACAUCUUGGUGGUAACGUCUUCUCUCAGGCUGUUGGUGCUCCAGUUGGCAGCACCUGAUGAAUGUACUGUCUGAAACCCCUCCCUAUGCAGCAGCAACAGACAUCAUGUGCAAAAGGCUCAGUACAAAACAACAACAUCAUCUUGACCUUCUUACUUUCCAUUCAUUCGUUUUAUUUCAUUUUAAAAGGUCAGAUAGUUUCAUUGAUAUGAUUGAUGUACGUAUUUGACAGGAAGCAAUUCAAAGGCUGGGUUUUAUCCUCUCAUAGAGCACACAGUGCAACAGGAACAUAGAGGUCAGAGGUCAAGAGUAGAACUGUUCUCUAACCAACAACAUACUUUGUUCUUCAUAAUGCUGAUGGUGCUUUGACAUGUGUUCCUGACCAGACACGGUUCUUCCGUUGUGUCAGCAGGGCCCGGACCAGGCAGAGUUUGGUCUGAACGGUCAGCAGGGCCCGGACCAGGCAGAGUUUGGUCUGAACGGUCAGCAGGGCCCGGACCAGGCAGAGUUUGGUCUGAACGGUUCUUCCGUUGUGUCAGCAGGGCCCGGACCAGGCAGAGUUUGGUCUGACCGGUCAGCAGGGCCCGGACCAGGCAGAGUUUGGUCUGACCGGUCAGCAGGGCCCGGACCAGGCAGAGUUUGGUCUGUCCUAUUUGACUAUCAGCGGGUUCUAUAUGGUCCGUUAGUCUGGUCCAUACAGCGUGUUCUACGUGGUCCGUUAGUCUGGUCCAUACAGCGGGUUCUACGUGGUCCGUUAGUCUGGUCCAUACAGCGGGUUCUACGUGGUCCGUUAGUCUGGUCCAUACAGCGGGUUCUACGUGGUCCGUUAGUCUGGUCCAUACAGCGGGUUCUACGUGGUCCGUUAGUCUGGUCCAUACAGCGGGUUCCCCCUGGUCCGUUAGUCUGGUCUCUACCUACCAACCCACGUUGUUGUGUACCGGGUCCAUACAGCGGGUUCCCCCUGGUCCGUUAGUCUGGUCUCUACCUACCAACCCACGUUGUUGUGUACCGGGUCCAUACAGCGGGUUCCCCCUGGUCCGUUAGUCUGGUCUCUACCUACCAACCCACGUUGUUGUGUACCGGGUCCAUACAGCGGGUUCCCCCUGGUUCGUUAGUCUGGUCUCUACCUACCAACCCACGUUGUUGUGUACCGGGUCCAUACAGCGGGUUCCCCCUGGUUCGUUAGUCUGGUCUCUACCUACCAACCCACGUUGUUGUGUACCGGGUCCAUACAGCGGGUUCCCCCUGGUUCGUUAGUCUGGUCUCUACCUACCAACCCACGUUGUUGUGUACCGGGUCCAUACAGCGGGUUCCCCCUGGUCCGUUAGUCUGGUCUCUACCUACCAACCCACGUUGUUGUGUACCGGGUCCAUACAGCGGGUUCCCCCUGGUCCGUUAGUCUGGUCUCUACCUACCAACCCACGUUGUUGUGUACCGGGUCCAUACAGCGGGUUCCCCCUGGUCCGUUAGUCUGGUCUCUACCUACCAACCCACGUUGUUGUGUACCGGGUCCAUACAGCGGGUUCUACGUGGUCCGUUAGUCUGGUCUCUACCUACCAACCCACGUUGUUGUGUA
This is a messenger RNA of Oncorhynchus mykiss (rainbow trout), 3910 nucleotides long. NCBI's taxonomy places the organism in Eukaryota, Metazoa, Chordata, Actinopteri, Salmoniformes, Salmonidae. The record is from RefSeq and is a predicted model, not a curated record.